AUGAAAAUUGCCAGCAAAUUUGGUCUCCCACUACAGUCAUGUCAAAUCAUAGUUGUAUCGCCACCAUCCGCUGACUGGGAUAUAAACCUGUUAUGUGCCUUGUAUCUGGAGACUGGUUGGAUCACAACGAAAGAUAGCGAUAGCAAAUUGAUAUUGGUACCCUAUAUUGAAGCAUACGUGAACGCUUUUAAAAUACGUGAUAUGCGCAAGAAGUAUUUCCAGAGAGAGGGAAAAUACAUAUUAUUAUCUAUGCAGCCAGCGGAAGAGGGACACAAAGUUAUCUUUACAACGACCUGUUUUCAGAUGCAAUGUGCAAAAGAAUUAUGUGCAUUAUCCAAGAAGUUAGCAUUCAGUGAUUUCUUGCCUGUUCCUUCUGUUCUCGGCAGUAGCAAAUCAAUUUGUUUAUCCACCUUGAACGAGGCGCUGUGGAGAGCAAGCAUGAGCAUCAUAACAAAAUUCAGGAACAAUUACAAGAUGCAAUACGGAGUCAAUACGGAAGAUGAGCUUUCAGCUAUUGAUCCAGAAUGGCGGCAUGAAAAUCGGAAGAUUGGCGAUAUUUUGCCGUCUGCAUACUUUUCCAAAGACCAACUCCAGGGUCUUGGGGAGUAUCAGAUUAAACAUUUCCUUGUAGAUUUAACCCAGGACGUCGAUAUUCAGCAGUAUACAAAAGCAAUCUGUGAUUUGUUACAAGUAUCUUUGAAGGCAUCUCGGUUAAUCAAUGGCGCACCGGAUGGAAUUCGCAGGAUACUUCUUGGUAACGGCAAUACAGGUCCUUUGCAUUGUUUUCUUAUCGAGAAAGCCCUACUACAGGCAAAGCUCGUCAAAACUGAGGAGAGAUUUACCUUAAAUGAUACUGACCAGGGCGUGCUAUAUAGGUCGGUGAAAAUGACCCGAAUCGCCAAUGCCCUUCUCCCGCCGCUGAUUCAGGACGAAGAAGAGACUGAUGGAUUUGCAUUUAGCGAUAGAGAAGAUACUAAAAGCACUCUACUACCUUUGAACUCUUUCAAUCUACAAGCAAACAUCGAUGAGCGGCAGAUCCACUUUAUAUUAAACAAGGUGGUCAAUGCAUCAUCUUCCGCAAUUCCUGUAGAGCUGUUCACUGCGCAAGAAAGAACAGUCGAAAUGGAUCAUAUACUGGUUACAGCAUCUGACAUUAUUUGGGACCAUUAUCAACAAUUAGAAUCAGAGGGCCAUCUGGACGCAUUAAUUACCUGCUAUUCAGAGCAUGAGAACAUCACACUGACAUUAGAUUAUUACAAAUGCUUUGCCGUAAACUUGACGAAUUUUAUCGAUAACUGGGUAAAAACGACUAAUGCAUGCAAAAAGACACCUAUUUACGAUAGUUUACAUAUAGUUUCAAAACAAAAGCAUCCUCCCGUAUAA
This is a messenger RNA of Mucor velutinosus, 1383 nucleotides long. RefSeq lists its product as uncharacterized. The transcript has 2 exons. NCBI's taxonomy places the organism in Eukaryota, Fungi, Mucoromycota, Mucoromycetes, Mucorales, Mucoraceae. The coding region runs from base 1 to 1383 and encodes 460 amino acids. The record is from RefSeq and is a predicted model, not a curated record.